Messenger RNA from Chironomus riparius, 1047 nucleotides. The record is from the annotation of a GenBank genome assembly. Lineage: Eukaryota; Metazoa; Arthropoda; Insecta; Diptera; Chironomidae.
AUAAGAGACAGUUGCCUUUAAAUAAAUUUAAAUUAUCUGUUUUUUUUUUGUUGAGUUUAAUAUCAAAAAUGUUCAAAUUAAGAACAUUAUUAAUUGCAAUUCUUAUUAGUAUCAUCUGCAUCAAUGCAUCUACAGUCCGACGUAGUUUAUUGGAAAAUCUGAAUAGUGGAUUAAAACUUCUUGGUAAAAAUGAUCGACGACCUCUAGACAAUCGUUAUUAUUAUCUCAAACGUUUCCAACAAUCAGGUGUAUCAAGCAAUAUCGCUGAUUUAGUGUCACAAUCAUUUGCUCCUGGAAAGAAAGCGAAUCAAAACUCGAAUCGACAAGAUUCAAUUGUUUUAGGAGAUGAUAUGACGGCAACAUCGUCAUCAUCAUUGUCAGAAAACUCAAUCAUGAGUGGAUUACUGAAAUUACUUGGAUUUGACGGUGGAAAAAUUGGCGCAGCAGCAAUUAAUGGGAUGGUUUUCUUAGCUCAAAUGUUAGGAAAUUUAUUAAUUUCACCGGAGCCAAAAGACGAAGAAAACAAAAACAACGAUGAACAAGAAGAAAGAUCAAGUAAAGAUGAUAUUCUUUCAGGCGACAUAUUCAACUGGAUGCUUCAAAAUGAAAAAGUAUCAGACUUGCUAGUGGACGCAAGAGAUAAGGACCUUUCUGAGAAAUUAAUGUCAAAUAUUAAAGAGAGGAAUAAAAACAAUUCGGCUGAUUGUGUUUUGAUGUUGUUUUGUAAGAUGAAGCCAUUUAUAUGGGGAAUGCAGAAAGCUUUGAAUGACAAGUUAAGCGGUAAGGAACAUGCUGGAAAUCAAAAGACAACAGAAAGACCAGAUAAAAUUGCAAUAUUCUUUGAAUAUUUACCAACAUUUGACGAGUUCAAAACAAAUUCCGUGACUUGCGAAGAUGAUUAUAAAGGCUGUAAAUUAUUUUAAAUUUAAAUUAACAUUAAUGUACAAUUGACAAUCAUUUUUGUUUUUACGAGUAAAUGAAGUGCUUUAUGACAUCAUAAAAAUGUGUAAAUUACAUACUAAAAUAAUUUCAAAUAAAUGAUUUCAA